AGAAACUCGCAGCGGAGAAACUUGCCGCUGAGAAAAGGGCAGCUGAGAAACUUGCCGCUGAGAAACUCGCAGCGGAGAAAAGGGCAGCUGAGAAACUUGCAGCCGGGGAGCGCGCCACAAAGAUUGCCACGCGCUGGAAGCAGGUAGCCGAAAAACAAGCAGCCGAGCGGAUGGGUGAAAAGAUUGCAGCUCGUUGGAAGGAGUUAGCUGAAGCAUUAAAAAGAAAUGAAGAAGGAUUAAAGUUAUAUCGGGAAGGGAAACUAAACGAAGCGGCCGCUGAAAUAGAAUCAGCACUUGAUAAGUAUGAAAAAGCAGUUUCAAAAUUUAAUGAAGCUGCUCAAACAAAGGCAUUAGAUAUUAUUUUUAAUUCUUUUAUAAUGGUGAUAGCUGCAUUUAUUGAAAAUAAGGUUUAUCAAGGAGCUCAAGACGCUAUAGAUUAUGCUAAAGGCCAUUUUCCUGAUAAAACUAGUGCUUUUUCGGAAGCAGAACGAAUGAUAGCUCGAGAUGAUUGGUCUCCUAAUUAUGCAGAUCAGUAUCUGAUUCAAUUAGAUCAGGACUUAUUCGAGAACAAUAUCAUGGAACAUUCAGAUGGAUAUUAA
Didymodactylos carnosus is the source of this 599-nucleotide messenger RNA. The record is from the annotation of a GenBank genome assembly. Lineage: Eukaryota; Metazoa; Rotifera; Eurotatoria; Philodinida; Philodinidae.